AGCGCUCAGGCUUCAUCAUUCGGCCAGUAGCAGGGUACCUCUCCCCCAGAGACUUUCUGGCGGGCCUGGCCUUCAGAGUGUUCCACUGCACUCAGUAUGUCCGUCACAGCUCCGACCCUUUGUACACUCCUGAGCCAGACACGUGCCAUGAACUGCUGGGUCAUGUUCCUCUGCUGGCUGAGCCCAGCUUCGCCCAGUUCUCUCAGGAGAUUGGUUUAGCUUCGCUGGGAGCUUCAGAUGAUGCUGUUCAGAAACUGGCCACAUGUUAUUUCUUCACAGUGGAGUUUGGUCUCUGUAAGCAGGAGGGCAGGCUCAGGGCCUAUGGAGCUGGACUCCUCUCCUCCAUCAGUGAACUCCAGCAUGCUUUGUCUGGCAAGGCCCAUAUCCUUCAGUUUGACCCCGUGGUGACCUGUAACCAGGAGUGCAAAAUAACUACGUUCCAAGACGUUUACUUUGUUUCUGAGAGUUUUGAGGACGCCAAGAACAAAAUGAGGGAAUUUGCUAAGACCAUUUGGCGUCCAUUCACAGUACGCUACGACCCCUAUACCCAGAGUGUGGACGUCCUGAAGGACACCAACAGCAUCAACAGCAUGGUGAAAGACAUCCGACAUGAGCUGGACAUUGUAGAAGACGCCCUAAACCGACUCCACAAACAUCUGAAGGACUGAGGAGGGGUCAGAAAACACUAUAUGGAGUUUAAUCAAGUUAUAAUUAAACAGUACUUGUUGCCUCAUGAU
Molecule: messenger RNA, 737 nt
Organism: Notothenia coriiceps (black rockcod)
Lineage: Eukaryota; Metazoa; Chordata; Actinopteri; Perciformes; Nototheniidae
Product: tryptophan 5-hydroxylase 1-like
Exons: 5
Biological process (GO): aromatic amino acid metabolic process
Cellular component (GO): neuron projection
Molecular function (GO): tryptophan 5-monooxygenase activity; iron ion binding
Source: RefSeq, a predicted model, not a curated record